AUGCGGUCAUUCUUUCAGAAGCCAGAAUGGGCUACCAAAACGGGUGAUUCAAGUACGGAAUUCUACCGUCGCUCUGGGCAAACAUUUUCGGAUAUCGUCGCGGCGAAUCGCGAGGCCCGUCGAAAACAAAAACUUGCAGCCCUUUCGUCUCAAAGCAGAUCACCUGAUCCUUUGGAUCAGAGUCGAGAAGCAAAGCGGCGGCGAAAGUCGGACGAGAAUGAGGUGAUAUCGCCAACUGAGGAUGAGAAGUCUGCGGGGCAGGAUGAGGGAGACGGGGAGUUGGAAAGCGCGCAUGAGGACGAUGACAGAGGACGGACUGCUUCAUCGCAGCCUGAUGAUAAUGAAGAUGAGGAGGAGGGGAAGAGCCGUCAUGAUGCCAACAGUUUUCAGACCAGUGAUGGGAUAUCUCAGCCAACGAGCCCUCCACGCCCUAUAUACAUUGACGAUUCCCCCCGCAAACAACCUGCAGAUGAGCCGCUGAAUCAAUCAUUAUCACACCAGGACAUGAACAUCGAGCACACGAGCGCUCCUCAGAGCACGACAAGACAAGAGAGGACGGAUGAUGGAAGGCUCAAUUUACCCGCUCAGUCGACCACGACGACAGGCUACACCUCUCCAUUACCACGAGCCACUCCUACUCCGCCGCCAGCCGUCAAAGAUAUAAGAGUGCAUAUUCUGAUAACCUCAAAUAUUCCCAACACCAAGCCACUGAUCGUCCAGCGCAAGAUUACUCAAGCUCUCAGGGAUGCCCGUCUAGCAUGGUGCGAGCGCCAAGGCUUCACUGACCAAGAGAAAUCCACGAUCUACCUGACUUGGCAGGGUCGCAGAGUGUUUGACGUGACGACGUGUGGCAGCCUCAACAUCAAGAAUGACAAAAAGUCUCUACUAAGUAUUGAUGACGAAUUCGAUGAGGAGGAGCCACCGUCGGAACUCCAGAUUCAUAUGGAGGCAGUCACUCAGAACCAAACGCUGUUGAACCGUCGGGGUCCAUCCCCAGAUGUCAGCGGACGCGGCGCUAGCGAUGCUGAUGCUGGCGAUGUGCCGCCAGACACACAGAAUGAUCCAGACAAUGCGCCCAUGAAGCUCAUGCUGAAGAGUCCGGGCCUCAGCGACUUCAAAAUCAAGGCGAGACCCUCGACCAAAGUGUCCAAAAUUGUAGCUGCGUUUCGGCAAAAACAAAACAUAUCCGAGGGCAAGCUUGUGCAUCUUGUCUUUGAUGGCGACCGACUUGAACCCGACCAGUGCCUCAGUGAAUAUGAUGUGUCAGACUUGGACAUGCUCGAGGUUUUGAUCAAAUAG
Molecule: messenger RNA, 1299 nt
Organism: Penicillium oxalicum
Lineage: Eukaryota; Fungi; Ascomycota; Eurotiomycetes; Eurotiales; Aspergillaceae
Product: small ubiquitin-related modifier domain-containing protein
Exons: 1
Coding region: 1-1299 (432 amino acids)
Molecular function (GO): protein binding
Source: RefSeq, a predicted model, not a curated record